Molecule: messenger RNA, 654 nt
Organism: Leucoraja erinaceus (little skate)
Lineage: Eukaryota; Metazoa; Chordata; Chondrichthyes; Rajiformes; Rajidae
Gene: znf706
Product: zinc finger protein 706
Exons: 4
Coding region: 154-384 (76 amino acids)
Source: RefSeq, a predicted model, not a curated record
UUGGUCACGUGUGGUGCCGGGGGGGCGGGGACGUGGUUUGACAUUUGUCUCGAGCAACAACCGUUGACAUUCGGUUUCCCUCCACGCGCCGCGAGUGCCGGCGGCUCCAUUGUGUUCGCGAGCUCAGCCCGGCCCGGCCGUGUCUUGUCCGGUAUGGCCCGUGGACAUCAGAAGGUGCAGUCCCAGCAGCGGAAUGCAAAGAAGCAGGCUGAACAGAAAAAAAAAUCGGGACAUGAUCAGAGGACUGCUGCAAAAGCAGCUCUUGUCUACACUUGUUCUGUCUGUAGGACCCAGAUGCCAGAUCCAAAAACAUUUAAACAGCACUUUGAGAACAAGCAUCCUAAAGCACCAAUGCCACCAGAACUUGUUGAUGUGCAGGCAUAGAUAAAUUGUCAACAUGUUAUUUCUGACUGCAAGUCACUUAUUAAAGCCAUAUCCUGGAAGAAGAAUCUGCAAGUGCAGCCUAAUUCUGGCCAACUAUAACAAAGAACUACAAAUACAUUGCUUUCUUGCCCUUUUAUUUCCUUCUGGGCCAUGAGUACAUCCACUCUAAUGCAUUGUUGACAUUGCAGAAUUUUUGAUUAUUGUAAAAGGAUUUCAACUCUUGUAACUGCUCAUUGUGUAUAAUAUUUAAUAAAAUAGUAAUUUGAUUUA